AUGGGUGAACCAAGUCAUCGGUCAAUUGAAAUACCAUUACAUUCCGGUGAUGAAGUUAUUGAAGUAAGUCUUGAUCAAUUACCCGAUGGUCAAGAAGUUCUUGCUAUUCUUCAACAAGAAAAUUGUCCCUUACAUAUAUGGGUUACACUUGCUUUGGAAUAUUAUCGUCAAGAUAAAGAAAAAGAUUUUGUUGAAAUUCUUAAAUCAGCAUGUAAUGAAAUCAAUAAUCAACGACAACAACCACAAACAUCUGGUCAACGUGCACAAGAAAAUGAUCAAAUGCGUUGUUUAGAUACAUUAGCUGCUUAUUAUGUUAAACGUGGUCAUCGAGAAAAAGCGAAAGAUAAAAAACGUGAAUAUUUUACUCAAGCAACAUUACUAUAUACACAUGCUGAUAAAAUUCUUAUGUAUGAUCUUAAUCAUUUACUUGGUCGAGCUUAUAUAUGUUUACUCGAAGGUGAUAAAAUGGAUCAAGCUGAACAACAAUUUAAUUUCGUUCUUAAUCAAAUGCAAAAUAAUAUUCCGGCAUUACUUGGUCGUGCUUGUAUUGCAUUUAAUAAAAAAGAUUAUCGUCAAGCAUUAAAUUUAUAUAAACGUGCUUUAAAAUAUUCACCAGAAAAUUCAGCUGGUAUUCGUGUUGGUUUAGCAAAUGCAUUUGCUAAAUUAAAUAAACUUGAAAAAGCUGAAUUAUCAUUUAAUCGUGCAAUUGAAAUUGAUUCGAAAUGUGUUGGUGCAUUAGUUGGUUUAGCUAUACUUGAAUUAAAUAUGAAAACACCUGAUUCAAUUAAACAUGGAGUUAUUAAACUUUCUCGAGCCUAUCAACAUGAUCCACAAAAUCCAAUGGUUUUAAAUCAUUUAGCUAAUCAUUUCUUUUUUAAAAAAGAUUAUCAACGUGUUCGUCAAUUAGCCAUGCAUGCAUUAAAUUAUACAGAAAAUGAAGCAAUGCGUGCUGAAAGUUGUUAUCAUUUAGCUCGAGCUUAUCAUGCUGAACGUGAUUAUGAAGAAGCAUUUCGUUAUUAUUAUCAAGCAACACAUUUAGCACCAGAAAAAUUUGUUUUACCAUUAUUUGGUCUGGGACAAAUGUAUUUACAACGUGAAGAUACAACAAAUGCAAGUGAUUGUUUUGAAAAAAUCUUAAAAAUUCAUCCAAAUGAUCAUGAAUCAAUGAAAAUCUUAGCUAGUAUUUAUGCUGAAUCAAAUGAUCUUGAUAAACGAGAUAAAGCAAAAGAAUUUUUAAAAAAAGUUACACUACAUGAUACACAUGAUAUUGAUUCAUGGAUACAAUUAGCUGAAAUUCUUGAAGGUGUUGAUUUACAAGGUUCAUUAGAUGCUUAUAUGACUGCAUCAAGAUUAAUUCGUGAAUUUCAUGGCAAAGAUACUCCAAUGGAAAUGUUAAAUAAUAUGGGUUCAUUACAUUAUCGUUUGAAUAAUAAUGAAGAAAGUCGAAAAUGUUUUGAAAAAGGUAUUUCAUAUGCUGAACAAGCUCGUGAAGUUGAACCAGCCUAUGCAAAUUCAAUUCUUGUUACAAUGAGAUAUAAUUUAGCACGUGUAUGUGAAGCAUCAUUUGAAUUUGAUAAAGCUGAAACAUUAUAUAAGGAAAUUUUACGUGAACAUCCAAAAUAUGUUGAUUGUGUACUUCGUUUGGGUUGUAUGGCACGUGAUCGUGGACAAAUUUAUAGUGCAUCAGAUUGGUUUAAAGAUGCACUUGAAAUUAAUCAUAAUUCACCAGAUGCAUGGACUAUGAUUGGUAAUUUACAUGCUGCAAAACAAGAAUGGCGACCGGGACAAAAGAAAUUUGAAAGAAUUUUACAUAAUCCAUCAACAGCAAAUGAUUCUUAUGCUUUAAUUUCAUUAGGAAAUAUUUGGUUACAAACAUUAUAUAUGCCUACACGAGAUAAAGAACGAGAAAAACGUCAUCAAGCUCGUGCUCUUCAAGUCUAUAAAGUAGUUCUUAAAAAUGAUAAUCGUAAUAUUUGGGCUGCCAAUGGUGUUGGCUGUGUUUUAGCACAUAAAGGUUAUUUAAAUGAAGCUCGUGAUAUUUUUGCACAAGUACGUGAAGCAACUGCUGAUAUGGCCGAUGUUUGGCUUAAUAUCGCACAUAUUUAUGUUGAACAAAAACAAUAUAUACCAGCUGUACAAAUGUAUGAAAAUUGUUUAAAAAAAUUUUAUAAAUAUAAUAAUGUCGAAGUUUUAACAUAUUUGGCACGUGCACUUGUUAAAGGUAAUCGUUUACAUGAAGCUCAUAAUGCUUUAUUAAAUGCUCGACGUGUUGCACCACAUGAUCUUACAUUAAUGUUUAAUGUUGCAUUAGUUCAACAGAAAUUAGCACAAGAAAUUUUAAAAGAUGAAAAUUCAACAUUAACUUCUGUUCUUAAAGCAAUUGAUCAACUUCGAAUUGCUCAAAAGACAUUUACAUGGCUUGGUGAACAUGGUGAUCCACAUCGUCUUGAUUUAAGUCAAGCAGCACAAGAAGCACAACAAUGUUCAGAUUUAUUAUCUCAAUCAACUUAUCAUGAAAUUCGUGCACGUAAAAAAGAUGAAGAAGAACAACUUGUACGACGAAAACAAGAUGAAGAAAGAAGAAAAUUACGUGAAAAACAAGUUCAAGAAGAAGAAGAACGACGUCGACUAGAAGAUGAACGUCGGCGAAUGGAACGAGAAAAACGACAAGAAUUUGUUGAACGUACAAAAAAUCUAUUAACAGCUGCUGAAUCAGAAGGAACAUCAGGAAAAGGUCAACGAUCAACUGGUGGUGGAUCAAGAAAAAGACCUAAACAUGAAGGAGAAGAAGAAUUUAUUAAUGACACAACUGAUCUCAUACCUAAUACGGAAAAACAACAGAAAAAACGAGUAAGAAAAUCGAAUGACAAUGAUGAUAAACGUGAUAGAAAAUCGUCGAAGAAACGAAAAGUUACUGUUAGAAGUGAGAGUGAUAAUGAAAAUGAUGAAACAAUCAAACGUAAAAAGAAAUCCGGUGGUCAUAAAAAACGAUCAAGUAGAAUGACAACAAAUGAUGAUGAAGUAUCACAAGAUAAUGAAGAACAAUUAUCGGAAGUUGAACAAGAUGAUAAUGCAAGUGAUGAAGAAGAGAAAUCGAAACGAAAAUCAGUAUCGAAAAAACCAACACAUCGAUCAAAACGUCCAUCGAAAACAUCUCAUCGACAAUCUGAACCAUCUGGUCGUUAUAAAUCGAAAGCAACGAUUUCAAGUAGCGAUGAUGAAUCAGAUAAUGAACCAUCACGACCAACAAUUCAAUCAGCUGAUGAUCAAGAAGAAGAAGAAGAAGAAGAAGAAGAAGAAGAAGAAGAUGAAGUGGAAAAAGCAGAAGUAGCACGAGAUGAAGAUAAUAAUGGAGGAUCACCAGCUGCCGAAGAUGAACAAGAAGAAGAAGAACAGGAGGAAGAAGACGAAGCAGCUGAAGAUAAUGAACAAGAACAAGCACCUGAAGAUUUAGUUGUUAGUGAUGAAGAUUAA
Adineta steineri is the source of this 3474-nucleotide messenger RNA. NCBI's taxonomy places the organism in Eukaryota, Metazoa, Rotifera, Eurotatoria, Adinetida, Adinetidae. The record is from the annotation of a GenBank genome assembly.